This is a messenger RNA of Hypomesus transpacificus, 2592 nucleotides long. It is a transcript of the gene tmem98, whose product is annotated as transmembrane protein 98. Lineage: Eukaryota; Metazoa; Chordata; Actinopteri; Osmeriformes; Osmeridae. The record is from RefSeq and is a predicted model, not a curated record. Gene Ontology annotation, cellular component: endoplasmic reticulum. The transcript has 7 exons. The coding region runs from base 386 to 1108 and encodes 240 amino acids.
AAAUGCCAUGCCUUAAAACAAACCAAUUACAUUCCACCUCAAAAGGCCUUUCUAUUGCUGCUCAUGGCUUCCUUCCAAAGUAUUGGUUAUGUCAAACACAUAAACACACUCAGGAACACACCCAUGGUUCCAAGGUGGGGCAGUGCUAGGUUAAUGAGUGAUUCAACUGGGCAGAGGGCAGGUAGUCAAGAAUUACAUCCUGUGGGAAAACAGCUAAAAAACCAUCAAAAAUACUCUACAUUUUCCCUCUCCAAGGACCGGAGGCAUCUACAGGGCAGAUGAGUGCUCAGCCAUAAUCACGAGCAGACCAGCCAGUCACGCCUGAUUGGAAACCUUUCCUCUUGCCACGUCGUUGUCUGUUGCCGUCGUGGGACCUGGGGUCACCAUGGAGACGGUGGUGAUCGUGGCCAUCGGGGUGCUGGCCACCAUCUUCCUGGCGUCCUUCAUCGCCCUGGUGAUGGUGUGCCGACACCGCUACUGCCACCCCCUCAGCCUACUGCAUCACUUUGACUCCAAGUCAGUGUUCCAACGCAUCUGGGGAUGGGAGGGGACGUCAGCACACGGACCCAACGUAGACCUUAUUGGGGCCAUGGAGACCCAGAGCGAGCCCUCAGAGCUCGAGCUGGACGACGUGGUCAUCACCAACCCUCACAUCGAGGCCAUCCUGGAGAAUGAAGACUGGAUCGAGGACGCCUCUGGUUUGGUGUCUCACUGUAUCUCCAUCCUAAAGAUCUGCCACACCCUGACUGAAAAGCUGGUCGCCAUGACAAUGGGCUCAGGAGCAAAGGUCAAGGCGCCGGCCAGCCUCAGUGACAUCAUCACCGUGGCCAAACGCAUCAGUCCUAGGGUUGAUGACGUGGUUCGAUCGAUGUACCCCCCCCUGGAUCCCAUCCUGCUGGAUGCCAGGGCCACUGCUCUGCUCCUGUCGGUCAGCCACCUGGUUUUGGUGACACGCAAUGCCUGCCACAUGUCUGGCAGUAUGGACUGGAUCGACCAAUCACUGCAUGCUGCUGAGGAUCACAUGGUGGUGCUGAGGGAAGCCGCCCUGGCUUCUGAACCAGACAGAAGUCUACCUGGAAUAGACAUGCAGAGAGAGCAGGCCAUUUAGAGUACAAACAUCCAAAACACACACAUAUUUUCAUAUAUUUGCAUAUACACUCACAUUCCCACACAGCAUUAGAAGAACAUGAAUAAACAUACAGUCAAAGGUGAAUUCAUACUCCAUAUGUAUUCAUCUACCAUAACUAAGCAAGAUGUUACACUUGAUACAAGAUAGACGUUGUAUUAGAAGUCGGUGUGCGGUCUCUUCAUGGACUGACAGCCCCCUCAUCCCUGGAGCUCCUGACCCAUCUCUCCACGGUGGGCCUUAAUCCCACUCGUUAGGGCUGCACAGUCACAUGGAGGCUUACAUUCACUCCGUUAAUCCAGGCUUGGGAGAAAAACACCCAAAUGAAGAAGAAGAAGUAGAGUCAGUUCAACCACGGCCCCUGUCUGGUGGCAUUGGGCGUGUCCAAGCUAUCUGAGAUCAAUACUCAAAUGCGUUGUUUAUGUAUUUACCCUACUGUAGUAACACAGGGGAGCUGUGUGUAUAUACCAGCUAACGGUUGUUCGGUUACAAGUACGGAGCGAUCUGAAGCAGAUUUUGCGUGCCUUGCGCUGACUGAUAUUAUUGGAGCCUGUGUACCUGUUAGCCCAUGCAUACCUAAUACUGGAGCUCCUAGGGCUCUGAUUACAGUAUUAACCAGCCCUCACACAUGGUGCCUAGCCAGAGAUGCAAGUCCUGCACAAUACACAGGGUCUUUCCACCUACAUUAUUACAGGCUGCUACAAGGCUUUCUGUUCCACUGCCAACACUGCCAGGAACCCACACUAGUAUGACACCAAUAACAUAUGCACAUGUAAACCAUGGAAGAGCACAAUCAUGUAAAAUGCACAAAUUAGAUUUUAGAGACAAAACUAUAUUACUGUCAAGCCCUCAACUAAGCGUAGUGACAAAUCAGUGGGACUCUUGCGUCUGUCCUCCUGAAGAUACAUUUGUGGAUGUUUUGUUUCUUCAACGUCAAACUGACAUUUACAGUUUGAAUGACUGUCAGUAGCUGUAGACCUGCAGGGCUCUUUGAUAGAAUUAUCUUGAUCGACGAGGAAACAUGAAGACAUUGGUUACUCCUUUAUUCUCCUUGUUUACAUUGUUUGUUAGAAUUGAUUGUUUUUUAUUCAGUCCUGUUUUCACGUCCCAUCCACAGUUUGCUACCGAGGUCCUUCUAUUCCUCCUCUUAUCUCUUUCUUACUUUCAUUCAUUCCCUUCAUUGAUUUGUACAGAUAAAUUAAAGUUUCAUAGGAAAAUUUGCGGGCUGUCUGUUCUUCAACAACAACAAAAACUCUAAAGGCUACUCAUUAAGAAAGCCACGCACACAUUCAUCUUUUAGGAAUACAAAAAAAGAACACAGUUAAUCUGGAUUGGGAUUAUAGUUAACCCUUCUGUUUGAAGGUAUAGGCAGUCCUGUCUCUCUGAAACUGAGAGCAUUUUGCUGAGAACAAAAAAAAUAAGGCCCUAAAACAACAUACUUAAAUAAGACACACAGAUAAAACGAC